GUGUGUGUGUAAGUGUGCGCGCGCGCGCGUGUAUGAGAGAGAGAGUGAGCGAGAAUGAGCGCCAGUGGGCUAUUUCAGUGCGCACGUUAAGGUGUGUGUGCAGGUCUGAAAGAGUGUGUGUAAGUAGGAGUGUGUGUGUAUGUGUGCGCGCGCGUUUUGCACGUGGCUUGGGCCUGUGUGUGUGUGUGUGUGCGUGCGUGCGUGCGUGAGAGAGAGUGGUUUCAAGGAGAGGGUGUGUUUAUGGGAAAUAGAGAUUCAGUGUGUGUGUGUGUGUGUGUGUGUGUGUGUGUGUGUGUGUGUGUGUGUGUGUGUGUUUACACAGACGGGAAUACAGCGCCAAAGGAAGUGCGCCGGUUCUCCGUCUGCGCGUCCCGACUUCCUGCUCCGAGGCAGGAGAGAGAAAAGCUGCGGAUCCGCUUUCAGAAGGCAUCAGCAGCAGCAGCAUGGAGCCCCGACGCAACACACACACACCGCUUUAAGACGCAAACACACACAUCCCGCGGGGCAGACGGACAGAGGAGCAGCGGCCGUACACAGCUGGUUCGCUCUCUGGUGUCAUCCCGUCAUGGAGAGUUCCAUCACACUCUGGCAGUUCCUGCUGCAGCUGCUUCUCGACCAAAGCCACAAACAUCUCAUCUGCUGGACGUCCAACGACGGCGAGUUCAAGCUGCUCAAGUCCGAGGAGGUGGCCAAGCUGUGGGGGCUGCGCAAGAACAAGACCAACAUGAACUAUGACAAGCUGAGCAGAGCCCUGCGCUAUUACUACGACAAAAACAUCAUCAAGAAGGUGAUCGGCCAGAAGUUCGUCUACAAGUUUGUGUCGUUUCCUGAGAUUCUGAAGAUGGACCCCGCCAUGGUGGAGUCGGGCCGCAUCAGUGAGGAGAGUGGUGGCGUGAUGUCAGAGCCCGAGGCUGAGGACGAGGACGGCGGCGGGAGGAACCAGUACCUCCACUCCGGCCUGUACUCCUCCUUCACCGUCAGCUCCCUGCAGCACUCCUUAGAGCCGCACCAGCCGAUCAAGAUGGAGCCCAGGUCCGAUCGCCAUGACGACAGCUCCUCUGUCAUCCGGUUCAUAACCAACCGGGGUCACUCUUCCCUACCGUCCACCCCACCCCCGUCCUCGACUGACAACUCCCAUCCCUCCAGGCCGUCUCCUCAGCAGGCUCGCUCUUCCUCCUGCUCCUCCUCCCCGCCACAAAGCCCCACCCACACGCUGUGGCGGGGGCGGGGCCAGAGCACAGAGACUGCCGACUCAGAUCAGAGCGCUCAACCUCUGAACCUGUCAUCUGGUCAGAGGAAUAGAGUGAGGUCACAGAGCACGACAACACCGGAGAGGAGGGGACUGGCCAGUAAUGGGCCUUUGAAAAGCAGAAAACCCAAAGGCCUGGAAAUCUCCGCCUCCUCCCUCCUCCUGACAGGAAGUGACCUCGUCUCCAUUGCUCUCAACAGCCCGGCGCUGCCUUCAGGGUCCCUGACCCCUGCCUUCCUCACCGCACAGACUCCGUCUGGUCUGCUGCUCACUCCCAGCCCUCUACUCUCCAAUAUCCAUUUCUGGUCCAGCCUCAGUCCAGUGGGACCCCUCAGCCCCGCCCAGCUGCAGAGCCAUGCCCCCCUCUUUCAGUUCCCCUCGCUGCUGAAUGGACCCAUCCCCGUGCCUUUACCCAACAUGGACGCUCCCUCUCCUCUGCUGCUCUGCUCCAGCGCCAAUAAGUCCUGAUAACAUCCCGAGCUCCAAGAGUGAACUGGGCCAAACCAGGCCGAGCUAGGCCACACAGGGACCAAACCGAAUCAGCCAUGAACUCUGAUGAUCCACACAGGGGUCCGACCUCCUCUGAGUCCAGUCACAUUUCCGACCCGACACCUGUUGCUGUUCAUUUAUUAUAUGAAGAAACAGGAGCUUCACUCUGAAGCUUUGCUCUCUGAGAAGAGUGUUGCAUUAGACAUUUGUUUACUACAGUUUAUCUGCUCAUGUUCUUUCCAAUUGUGCUUGGUGUUUUCUUAUUUUAAAGGAUGUUUUCUUUUCAUACAAAGAAGUUGACUGGAGGUCACGUUUCUCAUCUCAUUUGAAAUCUCAUCUCAGACUGAUUGUAAUAUCAUAUUCAUUUAUCAUUAUUUGACUAAUGUCAAUAUCCUCCCCAAUGACUCAAACGAUGGAUAUCUGAGGAAAUCGGAAGUCGGAAGUUAUGGUAUGACAUGACCUCAGUGAGCCAGGAGACUUUAUCAGUGUCAUGUAGAAUAAUAGUUACUUCAAUUAAUAGACUCUAGUAGUUUCUUCAAGCAAAAAAUAAGUUAAUCUUGCUACAACAGAGUUAUUUGCCUGUCUACCAGGAGUUAACAUUAGAUACGAAGAUCAAUACGUUGUACAUGCCUGUAGCUUAUUAUGAAGCUACAGCCAAAAGUCCGUUAGCUUAACUUAGCACAAAAAACUGGACACAGGGAAACAGCUUACCUUGCUGUGACCCAAGGUGACAAAAGCUAACUAUUAGCAGCUAAACAACACAUUAUAGGGUGACAACUAAAGUGUAACACAACAAUUUGUAGUUUUAUGGUGAGUUCGCACAAGACUCCAGGGAUAAGUUGGCUUACUACACUUGACCAAGAAAUAGUUAGCACGUAACUACCGAAAAACCAAAAUGUGCCAUUUUUACACCUUGGUUUUUUUGUACACAAUGAACAAAUACCGAUGAUACAAUGUUUAUAAUUCGCUUUACAGUGGUUGGCUGACUUUUUUAACUUUGGACAAGCCAUGCUGGCUGUUUACAGUCUUUGCGCAAAGCUAACCAGCUGCUAGCUGUAGGGCCUAGCUACAUUUUUACAUACAAAAACCAGAGUGGUAUAAAUCUCUUGAUCUCACUCUUUGUAAAUUAGUAUAUCUCCCUAGAUUUUAUAACUGUUUCUUUAAAUUUGAUCAAAAAUCAGGAUAGUAGCUCGAUUAAUAAUUGCUAAAUGCUACACAGGUUAGUAGUGGGUAAUAGUUUUUUUGUUUUUCCUGUGCUGAGCCUUCGUUCAAACAGGACAAACCUUCGAAUGUGAACACUUUUGGGGGGAAACUAAUGGCUGGGUCUCAUUUAUCAUCAUCUUUUUCAGUCUUCAUUUUUUGCUUCAUAUACAUUUGUAUGGUCACAUGAGUUGCAUCCCUCACUGACUCCUAGCAGAGCACCUGCUAGCCAGCACGAAAACACUGCAGCAGUCUUCAUUGUCCUCUGUAUUGCUUCGAAUUGACGCUGUGAACUUUUUUUAUUCUUAUUUUCUGUAUAGUUUCUUGCUUUUUUUUUCUUUUCUUUUUUUAAAUGCACUGUACUUUUAAGCCUUGUACCGGCUGUGCCUUCAAUACUAUAAGACUUGUGUAAAUGUAUUAAGCUUUAAACCAGGUUUUAAUAGACAUUCCGGGUCAAAAUUGCACAAAGGCUGUUUUUUUUUUUUUUUUUAAACGACUCCUGGUUAUUUUUAUAGAAAAAAAAAUAUGAAUGGAAAUGUAUUCUCAGUGAUUGACUUUUGUUUGCCGUUUUGUUGAGAGAAUUGUUACUGUCUUUUGUUAAUAAAAAAAAAAAAAAAAACUUUUCAGAA
Molecule: messenger RNA, 3567 nt
Organism: Acanthopagrus latus (yellowfin seabream)
Lineage: Eukaryota; Metazoa; Chordata; Actinopteri; Spariformes; Sparidae
Gene: elk3
Product: ETS transcription factor ELK3
Exons: 5
Coding region: 140-1717 (525 amino acids)
Biological process (GO): cell differentiation; regulation of transcription by RNA polymerase II
Cellular component (GO): nucleus
Molecular function (GO): DNA-binding transcription factor activity, RNA polymerase II-specific; sequence-specific DNA binding
Source: RefSeq, a predicted model, not a curated record